Messenger RNA from Rubroshorea leprosula, 1463 nucleotides. Lineage: Eukaryota; Viridiplantae; Streptophyta; Magnoliopsida; Malvales; Dipterocarpaceae. The record is from the annotation of a GenBank genome assembly.
CUUUCCUUUGUUUCUCGGUCAUCGUUCCUCUCCUCCCAAGUUUUUAUUCUCUCUCUCUCUCUUUCCAUGGCUUCUUCCUCUAUCCUUAUUAUUCUUCCUCAACCCUGCAGUUACUCUUCCCCCUUCAAUCUAAUUUUCCCCUCCAAAAAGAAGAAGAAAAAAAAACAAAAAAAGAUUGUCCCUUUCUUUCAAUCCUGAUUUCUUCGGCCGUGAUUCUUCUUCUUCAAUUUCUGUGUUGAAUUCAGGGGGUGAUGGAGGCUAAUCAAUCAGUUACAUUCUACGAUUUUCUUGAUCGGAUGCGAAAUCCUGCUUCUCUUGAUCUUGUUCGAUCCAUCAAGAGUUUCAUUGUGUCAUUUUCUUUCUAUCCCGCAAACCCUGAGAAUGAUGGAAAGAAGGUACAAGAGUUCUUUUUGACAAUGGAAACUGCUAUAAGGGAUCAUCCAUUAUGGGCAGGUGCCACAGAUGAAGAAAUUGACAGUGCAAUGGAGGGUUUGGAGAAAUAUGUCAUGACAAAACUGUUCUCUAGGACGUUUGCUUCCUUGCCAGAGGAUGUCAAGUUUGACAGGGAAAUCUCAGAGAAGAUAUGUUUGCUGCAAGCCUUCUUGAGGCCUGAGCAUUUGGAUAUACCAGUAGCGCUUCAAAAUGAAACAUCGUGGCUGCUUGCAGAGAAAGAACUGCAGAAGAUUAAUGCUUUCAAAGCUCCUCGUGAGAAGCUCCUGUGUAUUAUUAAUUGUUGUAAGGUCAUUAACAAUUUGCUGCUCAAUGCAUCGAUGUCAGGGAAUCAUGUACCAGGAGGAGCUGAUGAUUUUCUUCCUGUUAUUAUAUAUGUUACGAUCAAGGCUAAUCCUCCACAGUUGCAUUCCAAUCUCAAAUUCAUCCAGUUGUACCGGAGGCAGGCAAAACUUAUCUCAGAAGCUGCUUAUUAUCUCACGAAUGUUGUUUCAGCCAAGUCCUUUAUUGUGGACUUAAACGCUAAAUCUCUUUCUAUUGAAGAAAUUGAGUUUGAGGAGAGUAUGCAAGCAGCACGAUUGGCAAACAAAGCAACUCUAGUGGAAAACCCGCCCACCACAUUUAAUACAGAGGUGUUUCGAACAGAUCCUGGUCCAUCAAAAUUCCUUGAUGAGAAAGAGACAAAGCUAAAGGGUGGGUCAAAAUAUCCUUAUAUGGAUGCUGAGGCUGGUGAACUGACAGUUGGAGAUGUAGAAAAAUUGCUGAGUUUGUACAAGGACGUUGUUACAAGGUACACUACCUUGUGCAGCAAGGUUAGACACCUUUCUAUUUCCAAGACGGAUUGCCCAGCUACUUCAGAAGGAACCAGUUCUUUGGCAACAGAGCUUGAAGAAACAUGCUUAGACGCUAAUGGCAAAAAAGAAUGAAAAGGUAAUUAAAUUUGUACAAGCUACACUUCCACUUUGCAAUACUUUCAAUAUAACUUUGAUCGAGCAUAAAUACAUUAGAUGUUC